Messenger RNA from Electrophorus electricus (electric eel), 5338 nucleotides. It is a transcript of the gene dlec1, whose product is annotated as DLEC1 cilia and flagella associated protein. Gene Ontology annotation, cellular component: cytoplasm; cilium. The record is from RefSeq and is a predicted model, not a curated record. Gene Ontology annotation, biological process: negative regulation of cell population proliferation. Lineage: Eukaryota; Metazoa; Chordata; Actinopteri; Gymnotiformes; Gymnotidae. Gene Ontology annotation, molecular function: tubulin binding.
AUGAAGAAAUGUUUCUUUUACAUCUUGCACAUCCCUUUAUGUAUUUUCGAAUAAAAAUAUACAAUCUAAUAAUUUAUGCGAAUUUUGCAUAAAAUAUAUGGACUUGUGUACCACCGUUAAAUAAUCCUCUCAGUAUAACUGGGUGUACUGGCUAGCUAGCUAGGUAAUUUAUCUUAGCUAACCUAGUGGCUGCAGAAAUGGAUAGAGAAUCUGAGCAAACAUCUCAAAAUGACACUGAGUCCUCAAUGAGCCGACACAAACCAGCUUCAAGUACAACACAGGAUAUUUCUCAUCUAUUAGCGAGCAUAUUCCAAGACCUUUACACUACAGAGGUUAUUGGAAAAAACACUGUUGCCAGUCUCACCAAGUCACGCAGGGGCGAUAACAACUGCCAUGACAAAUAUGUGGAAGAGCUUCAGCAGGUCCAUUUGAAGUACAACAGGCGCAUUAGAGAUGCUGAUAUGCUGGAGAACCAUAUCAUCCAGGCCAGGCUACAGGCUGACACUAGAGAGCAUUAUGUACAGGCUCAGGCCCAGGAGGUGGGGGAAGGCUACCAUCACCUGGGCCUACCGCCAGUCAAGUCGCCCUUUCCGUGGUGUGUGGACAGCACGCUGCUCAAGAGUAACAACUUGAUUUGCCCCCAAGACUACAUAACAGAGCUAGUUCCACUUAUUAAUUCACCACAAGGCAAAUCUAGCCCAGGCUAUGCCAGGCCAACUAUCUCUUACCAGAAGCAUGUGUGCACGCAGCCCCAGGAUGAUGGCUACUCACUGAUCCUGCACUCUGAGCACACAGCCCAAAGUCUGCUGGAGGAGUCGGAGGAGACUUGCACUCUGCACUCCUCGCAGGAGGCCAGCUCCACCAAGGGCAGUCCAGCAAAGGCACAGCUGCGGCGCAGACCUUCGCAGACGGAGAAGCUGAGCUCUCGAGAUCAGGCGGAGGUCUGGACGGCCCUGCGGAAGGUCAGAGAGCGGCAGAACUUCCUGCGCAGCCCUCACUUCCAGCCCCUGAGUGGCCAGCGUGGGGGCAGCACUCUCAUCAUCCCAGAGCGGAGAGAGAAGGGGGCAGCAAAGGGCAGGAAAGCGAGGAAAAGAGCUCAGAUUUCACUCAGUAUCUCCUUCAGCAGCAGCCUUGAAGCCCCAGUGCCUGUUUUCAUAGCCAGCCCCCCUGUGGUCAUGUUCACCGACUACCAAGUUGGACAAGUCUAUGAGACCACUGUGGAGCUGCGAAACACAACUGCAGCCAGUCGUCGCAUACGUGUGAUCCCGCCCACCACUCCACACUUCUCUGUUGGUCUAGGCAGGUUCCCCGGGGAGGGGGCCACUGUGGCCCCUGGGCUGAGCUGCCAGUAUACAGUGCGUUUUGCCCCUGACUCCCUGGCAGACUACGAGGACUUCCUGGUGGUGGAGACGCAAUCGCCCUAUCCUCUCAUUGUGCCUGUGGAGGCCCACAUUCCCCCGCCGAUGCUGACAUUGCCCCCUGUUCUCGACUGCGGUUACUGUCUGGUGGGAGGGGUGAAGUUCAUGGAGCUGGAGUGCCGUAAUGAAGGACAGAGUGCCGGAAUGUUCUGCAUCAUGCCCAAGAACCAGUGGCCUGCUUCCAGCCUUCGGUCUGCAGUGAAGGCCGUGUUUGCAGAGCAAGCUCCAUUUGCCAUCGGCCCCUCUCUGUUCGCCCUGCUCCCUGGCCAGACUGCUGUUAUGGAGGUGUUUUUCUUGCCCACUGCUGCUGAAAGCUAUGCUCACAGCUUCACCAUCGUGUGUGACAACUGUCAGGUGAAGGAUUUCACCAUACAGGGUGUAGGCCAGCAGGUGGAGCUGGAGCUGGUGGAGGUGGAGGGUGAAGAGAAUCCCCCUGCGCUCGAGGAACUGCGAGAUCUCAGUGCCGACCACUUUGUGAGAUUUGAUGCGGCCAACCCACACUCCAAACUACAGAAGAGAGUUCUCAUCAAGAACAAGACGUAUUUGGAGCUGCCGUUCCACUGGCAGAUUGUGAAGCCUAGCCUGCAGUCUCUACUGCCUGGGGAGGCUCCAGUUAUCUCUUGCAUUCAGCAUCACGUUGCCACUGACAACGCCUUCAGCAUCAGUCCUGUGAUGGGCCUGCUGACCCCUGAGCAAGUUCAGGAAUUUCAGCUUUCAUACCACCCACAGGAGUUGUUAGAUUAUCACAGUGUCUGUCAGUUGGUGAUAAUGGAAGUACCAGACCUGCUUAAGACUAGUGACGAUGGUGAAAUUCAGCAGCUUGAUAUGCUGUCCAGGAUGAGUGAUGUGGUAGUGAUGGAGAUGGAUUUGAAGGGGUCCACCCUGCCCUAUAAGAUCCUGCUGGAACCAUAUGCCCUCCUCAUACCAGGAGAGACGUACAUACACACCACCAUCCGCAAGCCCUUCAAAAUGUGGAAUCAUAGCAAGUCACCGAUUCGGUUUGAUUGGGAGCGCGUUACUGACUGCCAUGUUAUUGAGGUGGAGCCUUCAUCAGGUGAAAUAGAAGUAUUUGAGUGUGUGGGUGUAGUUCUGGUGCUGAGGGGGUGCCAGCCAGGUUGCCUCUCCACCACGCUGCUGUGUCACAUACAGCACCACCCAACUCCUGUACGCUUGGCCAUCGAGGCCACUUUUAAGGGGCCACACCUCUCCCUAAGCAUGCCCAGUGUGGACCUAGGUCUGCUGGAGCUGGGGCAGGAUGUCAGCUCCACCCUCCAGAUCAGCAACACCAGCCCUGUGGAGGCCUGUUGGUGCCUGCAGGAGGUGUCUGAGGACACAGCCAGACAGGGACAAGUGAGGGUAGAACCUAGGCAGGGUGUGUUGGCCCCUCUGGCGUCCUGCAGCGUGGACGUGCUUUUCCAAGCUGUGUGCUGUCAGAGCUUCGAGACUGUGCUGGAGCUCUCUGUGCUGGAUGGCACUGGAUGUCACCUGUCUUUGCAGGCAGAUGUUCAGUCUCCUCAGGUGUGUUUGUUGAACUGUAAGCUGGAGCUGCCUAAUCUUUAUGUAGGAGUUGCACAGAGGGCCAGCACUACUCUCUUCAACCAGACUCUGCUCCCAGCACUCUUCACCUGGACCAAGCUCCAGGGCCCACAUGCUCAUCUCUACUCAGCCAGCUUCACACCACCUUCUGGCACUCUGGGGCCAAACACACAAAUGGAGAUCAGCAUAUCCUUUACAGCACACACCGAUGAAGCGUUAUCUGAUGUAGUUGCUCUCUGUGAGGUGGAGGGGAUGGAGAGGCCCUUAGUGCUGGGUUUCUGUGCCAGAGCCAAGCACCUCAGUGUUUCCUACUCUCUGCCUGACACACACUGUGCUGGUUCAGGUGGCACUAAUCAACAGCCAGUUCUGCUGGACUUCACCGGACCGGAGGCAGUCCUUAUUGGUCAGUCAGCCUCACGACAGCUGGUGAUAACCAAUCAUACAGCAAUUCCAGCCCCUUUCGCCAUGGAGGCAAAGGUUUUCAAUGGGCACUGCCCCUUACAAUCAGUCAAAAGUUCUCGACAUAGACGUGCUGCUGUGAGAAUGCCACUCCACGCAAUGCAAGCGAAGAAAAUCCAAGAUGCAGAGUACGAGGGCUUCGUCAGCGGUCUUCUCACCCAUGGGAAAGGAGCGGCUUUCCUCGCAGAGCCCCACACCGGGAUGCUCGGGCCGUUUGAGACAGAAACCAUCAGCAUCACUGCGUUCAACAACAUGUGGGGCAACUAUCAAGACCACCUGAUCUGUAAAGUUGGUGAUCUGGAUCCGACACUCAUUCCAAUGAGGCUAUCUGUGAGAGGCUGUCCUAUCUACUUCCAGAUGAUUGGACAGCAGCCUUACAAUCAGAACCAAGGACCAAUCAUACGAUUUGGCUCUCACGUUUCAGGAGGAGAUACAGUGUCUCGCCCACUCCGCUUGAAUAACAUCAGUCCAUAUGAUAUCCGUAUUGACUGGCUGACCCACAACAAGGAGACUGCAGACAGGAAGUUGAUUGACUUAAUGGUGUCAUACGGCGAACCCUUUCCCCUUAGAGACACAGAUGGAAACGAGGUUGUCAGGGGGCUGGGCUCUAGUGCGGCACUGGCACCCACACAGCAUCGAUGCCACACGCCCAGCACGGCUGGCAGCGGCUCAUCUCUCAAGACCAAAUCAAGGGGGUCGGACCAUGAGGAAAUGCAUUGUUAUGAACAGGAGAGAGAUGCUCUGGUAUCAUGGGCUCCGGCGAGGAAGCUUUUAUCUGUGUGUAUUCAACCUCAUGAAGGAACUGUGGCUGAUUACCCAUACUGCAUCACUCCCCAGCAGAUAGUAGUCCCAGCAGGGGGCAGUAGCACCAUCCAUGUCUCUUUUACCCCUAUUACACUGCUUGAUCCAACUAGUGAGCACACGUGCGUUGGCUACGCUUUCGGCUUCAUGUCACUGGACUCGAAGGCGGCAGAAGAGCUUCUGGGUAAUGUGUCUCGAGCUCAAGGCCAUGAGCUGGAACCCUUGAGACUAGACCUGCAGGCGCAUGUUAAACCAGCCACUGUGACGGUGCAGAUGGGCGAGGAUGAAGAGGUGCUGCAGUUCUUUGCAGCUGCCAGCGAUUUACUCGAUGGAGACACACUCAGACAGGAAUGUAUAUUGGAGCGGACGCUGCAGCUGGGUAACGGUACUGACAUGCCUCUGAGCAUCAGGCUGCUUGUGCAGCCACCAUUCUCCGUGAUGCUGCCCAGCCAAGACAACGCCCACACGGCCAGUUCCAGCCCCCGGUUCCACCCACACAGACCGCCGGGCUCAGCCGAGAGGCCCGCAACACUGCUGCUGCAGCCCAAACGCAACAUGAGGGUAAAGGUGGCCUUCCAUCUUUCAGCAUCCAUCCUGACCUAUCAGAACCGGCCUCUGGAGGAAGUCCCACCCUCUGUGACCCUGCUGUGCAGCGAGGAACGAGGAGGAGGAAGGAUGUGCUUUGAGCAGAGCCUGACCAUCCAGUACAGCAACAACACAGCGCAGACUGUACCCAUGGCCGCUUACCUGGGGCUACCCAUGCUGCACCUGUCCUGUGGCAGCGUAGACUUUGGCACCUGCUAUGUGGGUCAGACCAGAGUCAGAGAAGUGUACCUCUCUAACCAAGGCUCCUCCGGCAGUGCCUGGACAGCACUGAUUGAUGCUGGUGAGGGCAGCGAUGCGUUCAGAGUAACUCCGCAGCGAGGCACGUUAACGUCACCAGAGUACUCUUACUCUGCCUGUAGACAAGCCCUGGAGAUCAGCUUCACAGCCAGUGCCCAGAGGGCAUUCCAGGCUACGGUUAUCGUGCAGGGGAUUCUGGGAGAAUCUCGUCUAAACCUGCAUGUUCAAGGGAUGGGAUCCUUCGAUGAGAGAUACGCAUUAUUGACACCAGAUUCCUGAUA